This is a messenger RNA of Phalacrocorax carbo (great cormorant), 2545 nucleotides long. The record is from RefSeq and is a predicted model, not a curated record. NCBI's taxonomy places the organism in Eukaryota, Metazoa, Chordata, Aves, Suliformes, Phalacrocoracidae.
GCCCGCCGUGGCAGGGCCGGGCCGAGCCGAGCCGGGGCGGCGGGGAGCCGAGGACAAAGGUGGCUGUGCGGGAUCGGGAGCGGGGCCGGGAGCGGGGCCGGGGCGGGCCGGAGCCGCAGCGGAGCGGAGCGGGGCUCAGCGAGCGGGAGCCGCCCGGAGCGGGGCCGCCCGGUGCCGGGGGAGGGCGGCUCCCCCGCUCCCAAACGUCCCCAAGACUUUGGGGACCCCAAAGAGGUCCCCGAGCUGCCUGGGGGAAAGUGGUCCCCGCUGAGCCCGGCGCUGGGCGCCCCCGGAGCCCCCAUCGUAUCUCCUUGAACCCUGCGAUGCGGCUUAGUAGGAAAAUAAUAAUCCUGGCACACGUCCGCCUUAUGCUGCGCAGGCUGGGGUGACGUGCGAAACCCACAGGCGUUUUGGUGCUGGAGCCAGCAGCCGGAGCAGGGACACCAGGGUGACAGCCCCCACGGCCCCCUUACACCAUCGACCCCGGAUCCAGCGCUCCCACGGCCGCCACGGCCACCCGCACGUCACUGAUGCUGGCGGCUGCUGGAGACCAGAACUAGAGGCAGAGUCCAGGCAGGCAGCUGAGCACCCUCUGUCCCUGCAGGGUGCGGAGCCAUGAAGCUGAACGAACGGAGCCUGGCCUUUUAUGCCACCUGUGACUCCCCCGCCGACAAUGCCGGCUUCCUCUACAAGCGUGGUGAGCGGCACACAGCAUACCAUCGCCGCUGGUUCGUGCUGAAGGGCAACAUGCUCUUCUACUUCGAGGAGCGGGAGAGCCGGGAGCCGGUGGGUGUCAUCGUGCUGGAGGGUUGCACCGUGGAGCUCUGCGAGUCAGCUGAGGAAUUUGCCUUCGCCAUCCGCUUUGGCGGCACCAAGUCACGCACCUAUGUGCUGGCAGCGGAGAGCCAGGCCGCCAUGGAGUCAUGGGUGAAGUCGCUCUCACGAGCCAGCUUUGACUACAUGCGCCUGGUGGUGCGGGAGCUGGAGAAGCAGCUGGAAGAGAUGCGCUGGGGGCCGGCCAGUGGAUGCGGAGGCUGCCAGCAGUCACCUGGCUCCUGGAAGCCAAAGGCCUCGGGGCCAGAGCGGUGCCCUGAGCGGCUGCCAGCUCUGCCCACCAUCCUGCCAAAGGAGAACGGCUGUGCAGUGUGGAACAAUGCACAAGGAGUGGACCAGCCGCCCAACACCUCUGGCUGCGGCGGGCAUGACGGUGAGGGGAACCUGCGCCCACCACCAGUGCCACCACGCAGGCGGGCAUCAAGCAGCGAGGCAGGGAGUGCCAGGGUGGCCGUGGCGGAGAGCCCAUCCACCUUCUGCCAGCUCCAUGAGCGGUAUGGCCAGGAGGUGGCCCAGCUGCGGCAGAACUGGCUGGAGAGGCGGCGUGGGCCCCGGCUCUGAGAGAUGGCUGAGCCCUGGAGACCUGCCAGGACCUGUGACAGGGAGAAAGUGACCAUCCUUGGUCCCCUCCUCACCCCAGGAUGUGCAGCCCUGUCUGUGGCAGUGAUGGACACCUGCUGAUGGUGCCACCAAGGGCCCAGAGCCGAGGGACACUAGUGCUGCUCCAUGACGAUGAAAUGCCAGCCCGGCACCAAUGGCAGCUGGGCUCAGCAUGCUGCUGGCCAGGCAUGAAACCCCUGCGCUCUUGGGGCUGCCAGGCUCUCAGGCAUCUUGUGCCAGACAGUGGGUGCUCCCCGCAGGGGUGCACCCCUCUGGCCAUGCCUGGGGGUGGGUGCAGGGUGAUCCACUCAGUGCUACGAACCACUUGCUGGCUGAUGCUUCCUGGGACUUGACCACUGCACUGGGUCUGGUGGGACCUCUUGAUGUUCUUGCAGUGGGGUCAUGCACUAACAAUGCUUUUGGAGGAGGAUUUUGAUGGGAUAUCACCUGCCUGAGCCUCUGUGUGGGUGUUUCACAGCCAGGGAGCCUGCUACCACCUUCCCCUCCCUGCCCAGCACAAACUAUUGGCUGAGGUUGGCUGAGCUCCACCGGAUCCCUCUGCUCCAGCAGGAUGUGGUUUGAAAAUGAAAAUAUCAGCGAGUGCAGUCCUUCCUUAAUGGCAGCAGCACCUCAUGCCCCAGCUACCCUGGGAGCUGGUGACACUCGGCUCCGGGUGUUUUGCACAGGGCGAUUGCUGUUUUCGGCCCGGCUGGUGAACCCAUGGUGGGGGCAGACCUGAGAGGAACACAGCAGCUGCAGGGACUGCCUUGCUGGGCAGAUAUUUCAGGGCAGGGCACCAUCCCUGGGCUGGCUCACUAAGGGGAAGCAUCGCUCGCAGCGGUGAAUGGGAACGUAUGUGUCAGCAGCGGAGGGUAUCAAAUGAUUCAUGUGCCAAAACAGAGCAAAGCAUGUCUUGUGCCAGUGUUUCUCUUUUAUUUCCCUGAUGGUUUAUAUCGACGCUAAAGCUGCUGGCCUGGAGGUGGGGUGACCUGCCUCAGGUGUGGGAGGAGCAGUUGGGGUGCCCUGGGUUUGGCUGGGUGGCUCUGGCUCCCUUUGUCCCUGUGGGACAGGCACAAGAUUUUGCUACAGUAAAAGUUGUUUCAGAAAUUCC